Messenger RNA from Fusarium verticillioides 7600, 1947 nucleotides. RefSeq lists its product as hypothetical. Lineage: Eukaryota; Fungi; Ascomycota; Sordariomycetes; Hypocreales; Nectriaceae. Gene Ontology annotation, biological process: positive regulation of transcription by RNA polymerase II. Gene Ontology annotation, molecular function: transcription cis-regulatory region binding; zinc ion binding; DNA-binding transcription factor activity, RNA polymerase II-specific. Gene Ontology annotation, cellular component: nucleus. The transcript has 2 exons. The record is from RefSeq and is a predicted model, not a curated record. The coding region runs from base 1 to 1947 and encodes 648 amino acids.
AUGAAGGGUCAAGCAAAGUCCCGCUCUGGCUGCAGGGCCUGCAAGAGCAAAAGGCUCAAGUGUGACGAGAGCAAGCCUAGCUGUAAUAAUUGUAUUACGAGGAAGAUUAGUUGUCCGGGGUAUCAGCAGACUCUCAAGUGGUCCACCAAAUAUGAGCGAAGAAAGGACAAGACGAGUGAUCCUCCUGGUUUCAAUCAACUCAUCUUUGCUGCGUCUGAGUCAGUUCAGCGUCGUGGUUCUGAUGUGACGGUAUCUCCACCGCAGAGCAGACGGUCGUCUACUACUUCACAACAAGCUUCAAGUCCUGCUACAGUAUCAUCGGUUCCUGCAUAUUUGCCUUCCGACUCAAGUCUCGUGUGUCAAGAAGACAAGGACAUCAAGAGCACAGCCAUUGCAGCUACGAAUUGCGCCCAGCCAUGCAACACCUCUCGGAGGCGUUCAAUAUUGACAUCACCUAACGUCGCGGACAGUACGACGUCUUCAAACAACAUGCCUCUCAUUCUACUCCCACAAGACCCAACGCCGAAGACCCCCGAAGAAACCGAAGAUCAAGCUAUCGCUCUCUACAGACGGCGCUCAUCAUGCUAUAAAGCAAUGAAUACUCCAACAACCAUAUCUGAACCGUCAACAUUCUUAAUCGAGCUCUGGUUCAAAUCUGUCUGCGGCUCAUGGGCAGCAUACGACUCCCCUACCAAUCCCUUCCGGCGGUUGGGGUCCUCCCUUUGGGGUUCCUCAAGACCAUUGUUCUACUCUCUUCAGAGCAUGGCGGCUGCUUCUCUCACACGACGACAACCUCAGAUACAAGAAAUCGCUGCAUCGGCCCCACGAAUAGCGACCGAAGCUAUAAUUCAAGAGCUUAAAGAUCUCUUCGCAUCGCCGAAUAGUGUCACCACAAUACCUCACGCGCUCAUCAUAUCACUGUUCUGUCUGAGCUCAUCGCUUUGCUGGAUGGACCAUAAACAACUUGGUCUACAAUAUCUACGACACGUGCGCGUAAUACUAGCCCUCCUCGAAAUGCGAUCCGAGUACCUCUCAAAACAAGACCAAAGCUUAGUCGGCUUCUUCAAGGAAUGUCUUAUUUACGAAGAAUCCGUCCGUAGUAUCGUGACAAGCACCAAAGACGACAUCAGCACGCUCACAGAAUGGACGCCAGCGACGUAUCCACCAUAUGACUUUGUUCUUCAUCCUUGGACAGGUGUUCCACCCAAAAUAAUUGCUUUGUUUGGAAAGUCAAUGUCGCUGUGUCGCAGAUCGCGGGAUACUUGGCGGAACUGCACUGCGCCGACGUAUGAGGUUAUGUGGCAGACAAUGAUCAACAUUAACGAAGCGCAAAUCCUCGAAGAGACGCUCUUGUCUGUGCAAGUGCCGAAGCUCAUCAGCGACGCGGCAGAUACUUAUACGAACAAGGGCCAGAUUAAUCUCGAUUUACAUCACGCUGCAGAAGUCUUUCGACUCUGUUCAUUAUUACAGCUUUACCAAACAUUUCCAGAUCUUGUGUCGAGAAGACUUCCCGAGAGGAUAAACGGGAGUGUAACACAAGUUACAUGGCCCACGUCACUCGCGCUUCACAUCACAGGCCUGUUAUCCAACAUCCCUGCCUCGUCGAUCCGAUGUCUGCAACCCUUGCUGUGUCUCGGAGUCGGCUCAGGAUUGCGGUGUAAGACGAUCUGCGCUGAGGAAAAGCCACCGCAAUUAGAGAUCCUAGACGCCACCUCCGAGGAGUGCGAAGAAACUAACCAGAACCAUUUCACAGACGUCAACUUGGCGCGUGAGUUUAUUGUUGAGAGACUCAGAGGGUUUGGCAAUGGCCCAGCUGCUGGGCCUAUUGUCGUGCUGCGGGAGUUGCUGCAGGCUGUGUGGUCGUAUUAUGAUUGUGAAACAGUGCCGGGGUCAGUUCAUUGGCUUGAUGUGAUGGAUGAUUUAAAGUACGAGACUGUAUUUGGUUAG